Salvelinus namaycush (lake trout) is the source of this 2011-nucleotide messenger RNA. RefSeq names its product tubulin, beta 6 class V (gene tubb6). NCBI's taxonomy places the organism in Eukaryota, Metazoa, Chordata, Actinopteri, Salmoniformes, Salmonidae. The transcript has 4 exons. The coding region runs from base 34 to 1374 and encodes 446 amino acids. The record is from RefSeq and is a predicted model, not a curated record. Gene Ontology annotation, biological process: microtubule cytoskeleton organization; mitotic cell cycle. Gene Ontology annotation, molecular function: structural constituent of cytoskeleton; GTP binding; GTPase activity. Gene Ontology annotation, cellular component: microtubule; cytoplasm.
CCAGCCGCCAAGACACCCUUGGACACAGACAGCAUGAGAGAAAUAGUUCACAUACAAGCCGGACAAUGUGGGAAUCAGAUUGGCACCAAGUUUUGGGAAGUUAUCAGCGAUGAACACGGCAUCGAUCCGGCAGGAAACUAUGUGGGUGACUCAUCGCUUCAACUCGACAGGAUUAACGUGUACUACAACGAAGCGUCCCCACACAAGUAUGUCCCCAGAGCAAUCCUUGUGGACCUGGAACCUGGGACCAUGGACAGUGUCCGGUCGGGGUCCUUUGGACAGCUAUUCAGACCUGACAACUUUAUCUUCGGGCAGACGGGUGCGGGGAACAACUGGGCCAAGGGCCACUACACUGAGGGAGCAGAACUGGUAGACUCUGUGCUGGAUGUGGUGAGGAAGGAGUGUGAGCACUGUGACUGUCUCCAGGGCUUUCAGCUCACCCACUCCCUGGGUGGGGGCACGGGCUCAGGAAUGGGCACCCUGCUCAUCAGCAAGAUCCGUGAGGAGUACCCUGACCGCAUCAUGAACACGUUCAGCGUCAUGCCCUCACCCAAGGUGUCCGAUACGGUGGUCGAACCGUACAACGCCACGCUCUCUGUGCACCAGCUGGUGGAGAACACGGAUGAGACAUACUGCAUUGACAACGAGGCGCUCUACGACAUCUGCUUCCGUACCCUGAAACUGACCACGCCCACUUACGGAGACCUCAACCACCUGGUGUCGGCCACCAUGAGCGGUGUGACCACCUCACUGCGCUUCCCUGGCCAGCUCAACGCCGACCUUCGCAAACUGGCCGUCAACAUGGUGCCCUUUCCCCGCCUACAUUUCUUCAUGCCUGGCUUUGCACCACUAACCGCCCGGGGAAGCCAGCAGUAUCGCGCCCUGACAGUGCCCGAACUCACCCAGCAAAUGUUUGACGCCCGCAACAUGAUGGCGGCGUGCGACCCGCGCCAUGGCCGCUACCUCACCGUGGCCACUGUUUUCCGAGGGCCCAUGUCCAUGAAAGAGGUGGACGAGCAGAUGCUGGCCAUCCAGAACAAGAACAGCAGCUUCUUCGUGGAGUGGAUCCCCAACAACGUCAAGGUGGCCGUAUGUGACAUUGCGCCCCGCGGCCUUAAGAUGGCCUCCACAUUCAUCGGCAACAGCACGGCCAUCCAGGAGCUGUUCAAGCGCUUCUCGGAGCAGUUCUCGGCCAUGUUCCGCCGCAAGGCCUUCUUGCACUGGUUCACCGGGGAGGGCAUGGACGAGAUGGAGUUCACAGAGGCCGAGAGCAACAUGAACGACCUGGUGUCUGAGUACCAGCAGUACCAGGAGGCCACGGCUAAUGACGGGGAAGAGACAUUUGACGACGAGGAAGAAGAACUCAAUGAGUAAGGAUAAUGUUGCCUGUUUGUAAAAAAAUAUAUAUAUUUUUUAGGGGAUAGAGGUGCUCAAAGUUUUGCAUACCUCACCCUACCAAGAGACAUCCAUUCCUUCAUUUCUGGAAAAGAUAAAAGGUUGAGUCUCAUAUCGUUUAAAAGCUUACGAGAAAGGUUUUCUAACAACUUAGACCCUAUUUUACAUCAUCAGAGGGUUUUCAUGUUGGGUGUCAUGUUUUGGCUGAUAAAUGUACUAAAAUGGAAUAACAUUUCAACUUUAAAAUGGUAGCACAAAGAUUAUUGGAGGUCACCACAUCCGAAAAUGUUGUUUUAAACUAUAGUGUCAAUCUUUCAUAGGAAACCUAUUGAAAUCAUAGAAAUACAGUUAAUAGAAUAUACAUUCCCUUUUAAGUUGACAUUCAACGGUGGGUUGACCGGCGGUCAUCUUUGUGGUUAAUCUAUCUUUGAAGUUAAUAUUUCAAUUCAAUUUAAAUUAUGUACCAGCUAAAUUGCAGUGGUCUGAAGGGAUAUGUCCAUUCUAUGAAUGCUAUUUCUAUGAUUGAAAUGACCCACUCGGUCUUCAAGAGUAUGCUGUGUCUUUUACACAUUUUUUAAUAAUUGAUGUUAAAGAUGAUAAAUCAAUAAAUAAUAUA